Molecule: messenger RNA, 2097 nt
Organism: Aspergillus welwitschiae
Lineage: Eukaryota; Fungi; Ascomycota; Eurotiomycetes; Eurotiales; Aspergillaceae
Product: Zn(II)2Cys6 transcription factor
Exons: 7
Coding region: 64-2097 (677 amino acids)
Biological process (GO): regulation of DNA-templated transcription; DNA-templated transcription
Molecular function (GO): zinc ion binding; DNA binding; DNA-binding transcription factor activity, RNA polymerase II-specific
Source: RefSeq, a predicted model, not a curated record
CUCUGAACUCCACUGCGGACGAUCUCCUUUUCAUUAGUAACUGGAGCUAGUAAUCCCAGGAUCAUGUCCAGUCAGGAGACCUCGGGCCACCGACAGGUGAGAACCAGGGCCAAGCAGGCUUGUCUCCACUGCAAUAAGCGGCGAAUCCGCUGCAAUGUGCUACAGAUGCGCCCAUGCCAGAAUUGUCUGUCAUUGAAUGUACCCUGUGAGAUAGGCGUUUCAAAGCGAGGAAAGUAUCCCCGUAAGAAGAGUGCUCGGCAACAAACCGACGGCAACUCGGUCCAAUUGCCGGCAUCAUCUGCGAAGGGAGGGAACCAUUCAUUCACCGUGUCAGCAGGUGAUAAAUCCGACGCAAAAGAGUCGCAUGCCCAUCCGAUACCAGGGGAUGCUGCGAGUGCUAAUGAGACAGUGUUUUUCGGCGAGUCGAGUCCGCUCACUGUAGUCAUUGACGAAGGGCGCCGGUCGCCUGAAAAGGGAACUAGUGAGAUGCAUAUGACUCGUUUUCAUUAUCCCAUUCCUGAGAAACUUGAUGCCUUCAACACCCGUGAUGAAGCUUUCCGAGCACACAAGAUCAAGCAAGAAGGCCAGCUGAGAGCUGACGGGGCCUUCUCGUACCCGCCGCCAGAGACAUGCGAAACUCUUCUGCGGGCGUACUUUGACUGGUUUCACCCCUGUUUCCCAGUCCUUGAUCGUGCUGCGGUGUAUGAGAGCUAUGUGCAGGGGAGCUUGUCGCCCCUCUUACUCCAGGCGAUGCUGUUCAUAGGCGUUAGCCUUUGCACGGAUGAGGCGUUUGCCCGGACGGAAUUUUCUUUUCGAUACUGGGCCAAGUUUCUCUUUUACAGCCGAGCAAAGGCAAUCUACGAUGCUGAAUGGGAGUCUAACAAGACGGUCAAGAUUCAAUCGCUGUUUUUGUUGAGCUUCUGGCGUGGAGGGCCAUCGGAGGAGCGGGACAUUCGAUUUUGGCUGGGCAUUGCCAUUGACUUGGCACAAAAGCGCGGCAUGCAUUUGAUGUCCAAGUUCUCGUUUGCCUCCCGUCGAGAGGCAGGGCUAUGGAAGCGGAUUUGGUGGUCGCUUUACACCCGAGACCAGCAAAGCGCCGCAGCACUUGGGCUUCCGCCACACAUUCGGGACAAAGACUGCGAUGUCGCCAUGCUAGAGCCUGAUGAUAUCCGAGAGGAGGCUGUGGGCGGCCAAAGUCUUUUUGGGGUGCAGUGUAUCGAAGACCUCUCUUAUCCAGCCGAAAUGGCAAAGUUAGCCAAAUUAUUGCGUUCUAUUGUCUCGACCCAGUACUCGCCGCUGGGUCCGUCAUCUAACGGUGCGUCACGAGCGGCAUUGCACCAGCAACUGAGGGACUGGGAAUCCAAUAUGCCUCUUGAGCUGAAGCUGGAAAAUGCCACAACUCCACGAGCCAAGUUUCUGGCCGGACUCUUACAUAUGACAUACCAAAAUCUCUACAUCCUGCUUUACCGACCGUCCUUUCUUCACCCUCCAGAUGGAGAUCUGGAUAGUCAAGGUCAGAUAGCCUUGGAUGCCGCGACGAAAAGCACACGAGUGUUGGAGGAUAUGCUUUCGCACAACUUGGUCCAACACGGCCCCCCUCAUCUAAUCACCCACGCGUUUUCAACCCUCUGCAUCCACACCAUCCAUUUCCGUCGCUCGUCCGGGACAGGUCGCAAAUUAGCCGAACACCGAGCCCGGCUCUGUCUCUUGAGCCUACAAGAGCUGCAAAAAUCUUGGGACUUGGAGAACUGGGUACUAAACCUGUUCUUCCGAUGUUUGGACGAUCGCACGGCUCGCACUCUGCGACCGGUCGAUCCCACUGCUCCCUCCCCUAAAACCGAGAGCCGUAAUCUUGUCUCCGCCACCCCGGAUAUUUUCCCUGCUCUCAAUAUGAUUCCAGAGGCGGGCGGACCGACGCUCAAUACAUCUUCUCAAGCGGCGCAUACGCAGUAUCCCACUGGGGAUAUUAGCGCCCCGAGUGAUUGGUACGGCUUGUUCAAUUUCACCGACGAUUAUACCGACAUUUCGGGGGCGGCUCCCAGCCACGACGCAUCGCUAAAUUUGCAGAAUCUGGAGUUUCUCUAUCGAUUUCUAUGA